CAGCACGCAUCCAACCACCCCGUCAAAUCCCAUACUGCUAUGACACACGUCAAUUCCAUGGCCUGGUUCAGUUCGGGAAACCCCAUCCAUCCCAAGCCCAUCGAGCAAUACUUGGGUGGGCGCGUGAUCAAUAUACACUCUAGGUGGUUCCUGCAUCAAUCGUAUGACGAGGAAGCCUCCGAAACCGAAUCAAUUGCUGGCUCGAAACACUUCAAUGCCAAUCGAUUCUUUCACCACCUCAGUCUAGCAUUCCCGCCUUGUGUCAAUGACAUGAGCAUUGUUAGAAUCGAGGGUCCCCUAUACUACCCAGCUCCCUAUCUUUUACAUACUGCCCACAAAUCUAGAGAAGCAAAAUCAUAUACUCAGCCCAAUCUUCAUCCCGCCUUAGACAGACCCUUGAUCUAUUCUAGUCCCGGUCUGAAGGGAGGUCAGCACCUGGUCAAUCAUCAAAGCACGACGGGGCCCGCAAAGCUGCAGCGCCCUGUCCCUCAGUACUGCACCCAAGUGUUGCAGUCCUCGCAUGUGGCCAAUUCUUUUUGACCUCUCCGCUGGUCACAACCAGCUCCAUUCAUCUUUGACAGACAAACACCUCCUCGCGGAAUUGUGCACCGCACAUGGUUGAUCUAUGCGUGCCAGGCCAGCACAGAUAAAAUAGUCGUUGAAUGGAAGAACUACAAGCUGACAUACGCACCUCACCCCGACCAUCUGUCGGGUUUGUGUUGCACGUUAUAAAAGUCACCACCUCUUAGUCCACGGUCUCCCAUCAACGCAAACAAGCCACUGCCAUCUCCCCCUCCAGCGGGAAGUGAAGAGCCAGUAAAACCCAAGCCGGUACUGAAGCUCGCGCGCAUCAUGUCCACUCUUAGCGAUUCGGAGCUCGAGAAGCUCUUCUCCGGUGCCCCGCAGUUCUUUGCCCGCUCAGAGGGCGUAAAUACCGGCGCCCCCAACCCGAGCGUCGCCUUUCCGUGGGAUGAGACACUCGAAAUUCGCGACCUGACAGAUCAUACCCAGAUUGAGGACGAGGCAUGGGGAUGUGUGACGGCAUUGCCGCACCUCGUGCGGAGCCCUCGGCGGCGCAGCAGCGUUUCGAGCAUUGGCAAGAUAAAGCGAGCACAUUUCUAUCCAAAGUGCCGAGAACGGCCGAACAUGCUGAGCAUGCAAGGUCUCGAGAAGGGUACGGUUGGCUUUUCGGCGGCGCUGGAGCUCUCGGCUGCCGACGCUCUGCAGGAAGAGCAGUAUGGAUUUGAAAGCGCAGGAGGUCGCAGACCUGAUCCCAUCAUUGAGGCACGGCAGAAGAUGCUAACCUCCAAAGAUGGAUUGCGAUAUCUCGAAGAACCGGCAAUAAUGGAGCAACUGAUCAAAAACGGGCGGCGGUAUGUCACCAAUGAUUUAAGAGACAACAUGCUCUCGACCGACUUGUAUAAUGAACUUUUCCUGCACAUCCUUCACCCGCCAACUCGAGUCCUCGAUCACCAAGACCCUUAUAGCCUCUCCGUCCAGAUUCAAGCCUUACUAAAGGUGCUCAACACGCCCAAUGUAUGGGUUGACUUUUCUCACGUCGAAUGGCGCAUCCGCUUGGGGCAGGUCCUCUGGGGCAGUCCUAGUAUGGCAGACGUCGAGGACGUCCUCGAUGGUGAAGAACUUGAUGCGGGCGAUAGCAUCGAGGCAAGGUCUGAGGAACGCUACUGGUUGUUAUUGCAAAUUCUGUUGGCAUGCGAGCUUUGGAUCAGGUUGGACGCUAUAGUCGAAGCUGAUGAUGCGGGGACAGAACAUAUCAAGCCCCGUGAGAUUUAUCGGUUUCAACAGGAAGCCAAGACCGCAGUUAAAUGGUCGAUGCUGCUGGCCAAGUCAUGGCUUGAAAACAUAGAGGUAACGAAAGUCGAAGGUCUUAAACCGGACGAAGCAGCCACACGGCAUUCUAGUGCGGGAUGGCUUGCGACUUUCACGAAGCGGCUGUCUCUAGCCAGUGAUAACGGCGAUAAAAGCCUCGCAUCCCUCGCACCAGGAUCGCGACCAUCAAGCCGCGCAACAGCUGACCAUCCGGCGUACGAUAUGAGAGGGAAACACGGCCAACGGCAGGUGGAUGGACUGACACAUUUUGCACGCCGGCUUAAGUGGCCAGGAAUCGAUGCGUACGAAGCCCGGAUUUCUAACAACGUCCGAGCAGUUUCGGAGAAAACACCUCUGAACACCCCCCUUGCGAGUCCCGCAUCCGACAUGCCCUCAUACUUUGGAUCAGCCGCCGUUGUGGGGAGCGGCAAUAGUGCAAAGACCUCAAUGCACAUAGCUGACCAGGUUCGUCGUCAGCCAUCCAAGCGUCGGAAAAUUGCCGCAGCACUGCACCCCGCGGGCUGGCUUUCUAAAAGCUACGUUUCGGGACUUAUGCUGCCAGGGGAGGGCCUCAGCCACUUUUUAAUGUCGACGCUCUUGGAGAACGACACAGAGGCCAUGGAUAAACUGGGCCCAAUGGCAAAUCUUUGUGGUGGAUUCGUGUAUAGCGGAAAGAGUUUCUGGAGCACCUCGUGUAUUGUUGGCCGUGUUAUUGCCGCUGGGAAGGGCUCUGUCGAAUGUAUGGGAUGGAUCUCGAGCGAUAUCACCCCAUAUGGCUUGUCGGAUGGAUGGGUGAAUGUAGAGGUGGCGGAUAUUCCUGGGGAGUCAUCUCGUCUUGGAAGACAGGCCCGAAUCUGGGGUAAGGCAGCAAUUGAACGACAAUCUUCCGUCCUAGGUGACGGUGACCUAGGCUCAGUUCUUCCCGCCGACUUCAUUAUCCCCUUCGAGAACCUUUAUAAAGGGCUACCCCCACCGGCUCUAUGGAUUGAGCUCAAGGCUCUGAAUCUGUUUGCCCGGCCUGAUUCUGAGAGCACCACCCCAGCAGCGGAGUUGAGUACUCCCCUGACGCAGUUGACCGAGACCACGGCUAGUAGCAGUAAGACGUCGCCAGACAUCCAAACAUACCCAGCAGCUGUCAAAUUCACAGUAGGGAGGAUCGACGACUACAACGACUACGGAGAUGGACUAGGAGACGAUGGGGUCGAAAAAGAGUAUACAUUCAACCUCACCCAUGAUGUCUACUUUGCCACAGCCCAUCCCUGUGUCCCAUCUCAGCACGUCAAGGUCUUGAAAUCACCUUCGAGUCCCACGAUUCAACAAAUCGAUUUAGAGUCCAGCACUGACAGCAUCAACAACGAAAACUUUUCCAACAAGCGCUCAAGCCCGGUCAACAUAACCGGUCACCCUCUCCAUAAAUACUAUACUUACACCGCAAUCCACCUCUCCGAGCUUCUCGACCGCCGCGAUUCGACCCUAGAUGAUCUACUCAACAACCCUGGUCCAAAUGAGGCAUAUCGUCGUCCGUCAAUAGCGCCUGGGCCGCAUGGAAAUAAGACCGCUCGGGUUCUAGUAGUGGACUGCAUCACAGGCUUCCAACCUCUGCCUCAGGCACACGAAAUCCCGCUAUCACCCGUCGUGAGCCGAUCUAGCUCGCUGAACAUGGCAACUUGGGAAGCCUCGCCACCCAGGACGCAAGUACCAGUCUUGCAAGAGCCGUCCCCGCCGCGCUCGGCAUUUGCGGCUGCUUUUGCUGCAGCUUCUUCUACUAGUAGCAAUGACACUAUGAGGUUGAAAACAACACCACCAAUUAACACUAACAACACUGAUGUAGAUGUCAAUGGCGUCGCUGUUGGUGGAGCCGUACCCGAAUCGCCGGGACACAAGAUGCACUCAGAGACACGAAGGCGCCAAUUCGGCUCCGACAUGGAAAUUCUUAUUCGAGCGCUCUGUGCUGAGAAGGGCUGGAAUGCUCUUGUCAGUCGGAGGCGCAGAGGAUGCCUGGCUUGCGCGAUCCGUGAGGCAGGGGCGCUCGGGUGGAAAGUCAUCAUCAGGGUCGAUUAGGAGUAGACCUUGGCGGGCUACAGUUGUUGCAUCAUCUGCGUUGAGUUUUAUUGUUUGAGUCUUUGUGUUUGAUUGUCUUUCUAUACACUUCUCCCCUUUUCCCAAGCAGCAACGCUGGUAAUGAAUGAUGAAAGCAACUUAUGAUGUUUUUUUAUUUGUAAAUACGGCAGGCAUACAUGUUUAAAGAUUGGAGAUGUACGACACAUGUUUGUAAGCAAAAGCCAUACUGUGGUUGGGGCGCUUUUUUGUCGUCCGAGAUACCAUCUUACUUUCUAUCUCAACUCUUGAAUAUAGCUCUCGCCACUCUAGGCAUAAGCGUCAGUGUACCAAUUCUGGAUUGGUGAUGACAGUAUUGUAGUUAAACAAGUCAAAUAAGU
Messenger RNA from Pyricularia oryzae 70-15, 4268 nucleotides. RefSeq lists its product as uncharacterized. The record is from RefSeq and is a predicted model, not a curated record. Bases 853 to 3891 code for a protein of 1012 amino acids. The transcript has 2 exons. NCBI's taxonomy places the organism in Eukaryota, Fungi, Ascomycota, Sordariomycetes, Magnaporthales, Pyriculariaceae.